GGAAGCUAGAGGAAGAUCUGACAGUUUAAGGAUCUCCAUCGGGAACGGUUUCUGCCUCCAGAGCGAAGAGACUUUCAUUUAAAAGAUAAAGGCCUGUCGUGAUAAAAGAGAUUCAGGGCAGAGGGAAACUCCACCACCAAGUGUGGUACCAUUUCCCAAAGAAGCCAAAUGGACAAGAAGCCAUCUACCAGUAAAGGUUCAAUUUUCUGUUCAUUGCGCUAUGGGCUGGCUCUCAUCAUGCACUUCUCAAACUUUACCAUGAUAACCCAGCGUGUCAGUCUGAGUAUUGCAAUGAUUGCCAUGGUGAAUGGCACUCAGCAGCACGAUCUAUUGAAUGCCUCCGCAGAAGGGCCUUUUGUAGACACACUCAAUAAUCCCAUCAAGAAAUUUAAUGCAGGGGUCUCUGUAUAUGAAUGGAGCCCAGAGACCCAGGGUAUCAUCUUUAGCUCCAUCAGCUACGGGAUUAUACUGACUCUGAUUCCAAGUGGAUAUUUAGCAGGAAUAUUUGGAGCAAAAAGGAUGCUGGGCACCGGCUUGUUGGUCUCCUCCCUUCUCGCCCUCUUAACACCGUUGGCCGCAGACUUUGGAGUGAUUGUGGUUAUUGUUAUUCGUACAGUUCAGGGCAUGGCUCAGGGAAUGGCAUGGACAGGUCAGUUUACAAUUUGGGCCAAAUGGGCUCCUCCACUUGAACGGAGCAAGCUCACCAGCAUUGCAGGAUCAGGGUCAGCUUUUGGCUCUUUCAUCAUCCUCUGUGUUGGGGGACUAAUCUCACAGGCCUUGGGCUGGCCUUUUAUCUUCUACAUAUUUGGUAGCAUUGGUUGUGUCUGCUGUCUCCUGUGGUUCACAGUGAUUUAUGAUGACCCGAUGCAUCACCCAUGCAUAAGUGCGCGGGAAAAGGAGCACAUCACAUCCUCGCUGACUCAGCAGUCCAGUUCUCCUAGACGAUCUGUCCCCAUAAAGUCUAUGGUCAGAUGCCUACCACUUUGGGCUAUUUUCAUUGGUUUUUUCAGCCAUUUCUGGUUAUGCACCAUAAUCAUCACAUACCUACCAACCUACAUCAGAUCUGUGCUCCAUGUGAAUAUCAGAGAUAGUGGGGUUCUGUCUUCCCUGCCUUUCAUUGCUGCCUCGAGUUGCACAAUUCUAGGAGGCCAGUUAGCAGAUUUCCUUCUGUCUCGAAAUCUUCUCAAAUUAAUCACCGUACGAAAACUCUUUUCAUCCUUAGGGCUUCUCCUGCCGUCACUGUGUGCGGUGGCCCUACCCUUUGUGGCUUCCAGUUACCUGACAACCAUUAUUCUGUUAAUACUUAUUCCUGGGACUAGCAAUCUCUGUGACUCAGGAUUCAUCAUCAACACCUUAGAUGUCGCCCCCAGAUACGCAAGUUUCCUCAUGGGAAUCUCAAGGGGAUUUGGACUCAUCGCAGGAAUAAUCUCUUCCACUACCACUGGAUUCCUUAUCAGUCAGGAUUCUGUGUCUGGAUGGAGGAAUGUCUUUUUCCUGUCUGCUGCCAUUAAUGUGCUUGGCUUGGUCUUUUACCUCACAUUUGGAAAAGCAGAAAUCCAGGGCUGGGCCAAAGAGAGGCCCCUUACUCGUCUGUGA
Molecule: messenger RNA, 1596 nt
Organism: Sorex araneus (European shrew)
Lineage: Eukaryota; Metazoa; Chordata; Mammalia; Eulipotyphla; Soricidae
Gene: SLC17A2
Product: solute carrier family 17 member 2
Exons: 12
Coding region: 169-1596 (475 amino acids)
Biological process (GO): transmembrane transport; monoatomic anion transport
Molecular function (GO): transmembrane transporter activity
Source: RefSeq, a predicted model, not a curated record